Opisthorchis viverrini is the source of this 1116-nucleotide messenger RNA. RefSeq lists its product as hypothetical. The annotation marks the transcript as partial. NCBI's taxonomy places the organism in Eukaryota, Metazoa, Platyhelminthes, Trematoda, Opisthorchiida, Opisthorchiidae. The record is from RefSeq and is a predicted model, not a curated record. The transcript has a single exon. Gene Ontology annotation, cellular component: cytoplasm; nucleus. Gene Ontology annotation, molecular function: protein serine/threonine phosphatase activity.
AUGGAUGACCCCCAGGUUCGGUUAGUAAGCCAGUUGGCUCUAACGUCUGCAAUGAGAAGACGAAUUUUCAGAGCCGUCGAAAGACUGGCGAAACGCCUAACCGAUAGACAACUGCUCAAGGAACAAAGAAGUAACCUAACAGAAGCUGAGAUGUGUAACAUGUGCUAUCUGCUGCCGGAUAUAUUAAUGAACGAACCUAUCUGUCUGGAACUGAGCUUAGAUGAACCGAUUCACGUUAUUGGAGAUAUACGGGGUCAAUAUGUGCACCUUAUACACUUACUGGAUAACCUAGGACAUCCACCAAACCGGCGGUUUCUGUUUCUUGGCAAUUAUGCAGAUAGUGGAGAGAAAAGCAUUGAGACCAUAGCACUUUUAUUUGCGUACAAAGUGCUCUAUCCGAAUCAUGUUUAUCUACUUAGGGGGAGACAUGAGUUUGCUUCGGUCGGUCGUAUUUACGGACUGUUCGAUCACUGUUUGAAAAGAUUUACACGACGCCUAUGGAGUGACAUUAAUACGGUGUUUCAGUUUCUUCCAAUAGCUGCUAUUCUGGACGACCGCGUAUUUUGCAUCCAUGGUGGUCUGUCACCGGUCCUAGAAUUCCUGAACGUGUCCAACCUGACGCACCUGAAAAAUGAACUUCGUCAGAGCUCCGGACGGCCAGCACUACUGCAUCAAAAUUCCAUACUCACACAUCUUAUUUGGUCUGACCCGGACGAAGAAACCGUAAACUGGGAACAAAACCCUGGCGGCAUGGGUUAUCUAUUUGGACCAGAGGUGGUAACAAGAUUCUGCGAUCACUUGGGACUCACUCAAAUCAUACGAUCUGGUGAAGUAGUCAAGAAUGGAUUUGAGUUUUUCAAAGAACCCCGUUUGCUUACCAUAUUCAGUGCACCAGAUUUAGAGGAAACCUAUGCAAAUGCCGGUGCCGCACUACAGCUCACAAAGCUCGGUAAGGACACCGUUCGGUGUAAGAUAAAGAUCAUGAAACCGCUUAUCCAUCUGCGGUGCAAACAAACCACUCGUCCUAAUGUGGUGUUCGAAGAACUUGAAACCAACCUGGGGUUGCGAGACAGACCUGCCCUAAUCGAGUUACCAGUUGCAGCAACAACAGAAGUA